AUGGUGGUUGUGACGCAAAUCCCACCCCCAGUGACUACCAUUAAAAAUGAGCCAAUAGCGAUCGUUCAACGUGGAGCGUGGAGCGUGUGUCGGGGGGGUGGAGGUGAACCCAGCCCAAACCGUUAUAUACCGCGCCACACCCAAGCCCGAGCGCCAGUCUCAGGCUCUCUGCCUUCAGCAGAGCUCCUCGAGGCAGCGAGCUUCCACGGCCCGCCAGCCAUGGAGUUUCCGCCCGAGGACCACCAGUGUGGGCCCUACUGCGUGAGAGCUUGCACUUUGGAUGUAAGACCUGCAUUUGAGCAGGAUGGAGGGCCAGAAGACAGAGAAGGCUACUUGGUGCAAGGAGGUCGUCUGGCCUUCGUGGGUGGCGUGAAUUACGUGAACCUCCUCAGCCUCGGCUACUGGAACCAAGGAGUCGUCUGGAACCACCAGGGUCACAAUGGUGGUGGCCAGGAGCCGGAGCAGCAGCCAGCUGAGGAGCCAGCUGAGGAGCCACCGGAGGAGCCAGGCGUAGUGGCGGCUAUGGUCCAGGUGCAGCAGCAGCAGCAGGACCCGCCGCGCCGUCGCAGGCAGCACAGGAAGUUCACGGCCAUGCAGCUGCGGGAGUUGGAGGAACUCUUCCAGGAGACUGAGUACCCGGACCUUCUCACCAGACAGGAGAUUGCGAGACGCUUGGGUGUGAGUGACACCAGAGUGCAGAUUUGGUUUAAGAAUAAGAGAGCCAAGAAUCGGAGAAAUGAGAGAGCAGCCAUGGCUCAAGCUCCACCACCUGCUGCCAUAAGGCGCCUUUACUUCUUCCUGGCGGAUGUGCCCUAAGAUCUCGUCCGGGUUCUGGAGCCAUACUGGAGAUGGGUUCUUCUGGUGCCACUGACACCUGGGCUGCCCAUGCUGCCCAUGCCACCCAUACCUCCUCUGUACUUGUAUAAGCAAUAAAGAGAUAAAUUCUCAAUA
Odocoileus virginianus texanus is the source of this 951-nucleotide messenger RNA. Its product is annotated as rhox homeobox family member 1-like. Gene Ontology annotation, biological process: regulation of transcription by RNA polymerase II. The record is from RefSeq and is a predicted model, not a curated record. Lineage: Eukaryota; Metazoa; Chordata; Mammalia; Artiodactyla; Cervidae. Gene Ontology annotation, molecular function: DNA-binding transcription factor activity, RNA polymerase II-specific; RNA polymerase II transcription regulatory region sequence-specific DNA binding.